AAUGGACUCUUCGCAGCACCCAAGUGCGACCGCAAUGACUGCUUCGAAGCGAGUUCGUAUCUUCACUACUGAAGAUGUUGCCAACCACAAGUCUUCGGGUAGUUGUUGGGUCGUUCUUCACGGAAAGGUCUACGAUGUGACUGCGUUCAUUCCUGACCACCCAGGAGGCGAAGACUUUAUUCUGAAGAACGCCGGAAAGGACGUGGAAAAUAUCAUGAAGGAUAAGGAUUUGCACGACCAUUCGGAUGCAGCGUAUGACAUGUUGGAGGAGUACGUGAUCGGUCGUUUGGGUACUGAGGCAACGACCGUCAGUGAUGACUGGCAAGCUACUGACGACUUCAAGCCGGAAGAUACGGAUUCCGCUGAAGACUUCGCCAAAACGCAAUUCCUCGACUUGCGGCAACCGUUGCUUUGGCAAAUGUGGCGGGCGAAUUUCAGUAAAUCAUACUACCUUAAACAAGUUCACCAACCGCGUCACUUGAAGCGGUCAGCGCGUUUGUUCGGUCCCGAUGUUCUAGAGGUGUUCACCCGCACGGUAUGGUAUGUCGUACCUGUGGUAUGGCUACCCAUAGCCAUCAAUUUAUUUGUGCGCUCGAUGUUGCAGUUCAACAUGCCCUUACCCUCGUUUUGGGACAAUCCGAUAUACCCGUUCUUUAAGCUAUCUUCAUUGGCAUCGGACAUGUUCAUGAAAACCCUGCCGUGCUUUUUGCUCGGGAAUCUUAUCUGGACCUUACUGGAGUACGGAAUGCAUCGGUUCCUCUUCCACAUCGACGACCUCUUACCUGACAAACCCGUCUUUUUGACACUACAUUUCCUGCUACAUGGUAUCCAUCAUUAUAUGCCAAUGGACCGCUUGAGGCUUGUCAUGCCGCCGGUCUUGUUUGCAGUUCUCCAGGCGCCGUUCACUCGUCUGGCGUACAUACUGUUCCCGACUGCCGUUGCUAAUGGCAUAAUUUCCGGCUCGUUCACUUUCUAUGUCAUUUAUGAUUGCAUGCAUUACGCAUUGCAUCACACGAUGCUCCCGGCCUACAUGCGCGAGAUGAAGAAAUACCACCUUGCUCACCACUACAAAAAUUUCGAGCUUGGUUUCGGGGUUACGAGUAAAAUAUGGGAUUACGUCUUUAAUACUGUCCUCCCAGUUUGAAUCGGGUAAUUCUCCACUCCGUUGCAAUGUUUUUCAUAUAUAUGUCCUAUUUACCCAUCCCGUUGCCUAUAUUACAUUCUUCGAGAGAUAAUAAGAGAGACACCAGUUUCUUUUUUGCAUUGCAUGUCUGGCGGCGAUUAUCAUGCAGGAGCGUGGAUACCUUUCAAAUAUGCGAUCCGGAAU
Messenger RNA from Pisolithus orientalis, 1327 nucleotides. RefSeq lists its product as uncharacterized. Gene Ontology annotation, cellular component: membrane; endoplasmic reticulum. Gene Ontology annotation, molecular function: heme binding; fatty acid 2-hydroxylase activity; iron ion binding. Gene Ontology annotation, biological process: fatty acid metabolic process; lipid biosynthetic process. The annotation marks the transcript as partial. NCBI's taxonomy places the organism in Eukaryota, Fungi, Basidiomycota, Agaricomycetes, Boletales, Pisolithaceae. The record is from RefSeq and is a predicted model, not a curated record. The transcript has 8 exons.